AUGGCUUCAACCGGUUCAGCCUCUGAGAAUAUCUCGCACACUGUAACCAUCAAGAGCUUUUCUAGUCCCACAGCCAUUCCAUGGUGGAUCGCGCACGGUGAUAACCUCUUUAACUGGGCCGUGGUUUCCUUUGUCUUUUACUUAAUCUCCGCUAUUAUAUUCCCCUUCCUCCCGCUUGUUUUAAUUCUCUUAAAGGUGUAUACGCGAGCUUCGGGCAUACUUAUACUGCAUCUUGUCCUUCUUGAAGCCAUCUUAGCCGUAGUUCUUGUUCCGCUGCAAAUGAUGGGUAACUACGUGGCCCAGUACAACAUUUUCAAACCCAUCGACUGUGUCCACAUAAAAUUCAUUUUCCAAGUUUUUAUGCAGACGGCUAACUGGUCGCAGCUGUUCCUGGGCAGCAACCGCUUAAUUGCCGCCACAAGUCGGCAGAUGUAUGCUCGCUGUUCUACCACAACGGCCGUUGUGGCUACCAUCGGCAUCAGCUGGUUAAUCGGAAUAGUAGACACCGUGCCGACAGUGCUCAACAUUGAAGGCAAUUACGUCGUCGCGCCACCGUGGAACAACUGUAUUUUCCAGCCCAAACCCCUAACACCUUGGAUACACUAUCUGAUUGUGGGGAUAUACAUUCCGCUGCCGCUGACGGUGGCGGUGUACAUAUCGCUGAUGGUGCGCUUUUGGAUGAGCCGGCAGUCGGCGAUUGGCGCCGUGGAAGUCAACUCUCCCAGCGCGGCGUUGGAAGCCAGCCGCAAGCGGCGUCUGCGUACCGGCGGAUGUUGUGUGCCGCCGCGAUAUGGUAUUGCAUAUGCUACAGCACUCUGAUGUGCAUGGCGGUCUU
Molecule: messenger RNA, 835 nt
Organism: Paramacrobiotus metropolitanus
Lineage: Eukaryota; Metazoa; Tardigrada; Eutardigrada; Parachela; Macrobiotidae
Exons: 1
Coding region: 1-819 (272 amino acids)
Biological process (GO): G protein-coupled receptor signaling pathway
Cellular component (GO): membrane
Molecular function (GO): G protein-coupled receptor activity
Source: RefSeq, a predicted model, not a curated record